Protopolystoma xenopodis is the source of this 414-nucleotide messenger RNA. Lineage: Eukaryota; Metazoa; Platyhelminthes; Monogenea; Polystomatidea; Polystomatidae. The record is from the annotation of a GenBank genome assembly.
UUGGCAUGGCAAAAUAAAGUGGGGCUUAGCUACCUGUCUUCCAGCAAUUUCGAGCGCUGCUAUAACAGACAGCAGGUCUGCUGGCAGCACCAGAGUCUUUCGAUAUGUCACGAACGCACAAGAAGCAAAGCAAUCGGUACCUUUGUCUAUCUAAUCAUAAGCGGUAUCCUUGGCAUGGGCCUAGAUACUAAAGCAGUUCUUUUUAGUGCACCAGCAGGAUUUAAGCCCGCGUCAGCUUAUCCUUCUCAUCCAGAAGACAUUUCGUGUAGAAAUUAUUAUCUAAUCGGACCAUUCUUAGACCCCAUGGCCGUCCUACCUUCUGAUGGAGAUUGCGAGGAAACUGUUGUCAGGACAUCUCUGCCCGGAAUGCUUGAAAACCUCUGGGUAGUUAUUGUUAUUACUUUUGUUGAUUGA